Messenger RNA from Caenorhabditis auriculariae, 6709 nucleotides. The record is from the annotation of a GenBank genome assembly. NCBI's taxonomy places the organism in Eukaryota, Metazoa, Nematoda, Chromadorea, Rhabditida, Rhabditidae.
AUGAACAACGGUAGUUUCUCAACGGGCAACAUUUUCUCUCGUGGUCUUUCUCGCAUUUCGUUGCGGAAGAAGCGAAGAGCCUUGCCGGCGAAUACACUCGUCGAGCAGCCACCCGUUGAUGUUUCGACGGCCUAUUCUCAACCCAAACCGUUCGUUCCCUUCACUUUCACUUUUCAGAGUAAAUUAGCUGCGCACUCUGAACUUAAUUGAGUGUUUCCUAUAGAGUUUUGAGUACUGAAGAGUGACCUCUUCAAUGUAGCAAAAUUCUUUUAAGACCAGUUUUUUUUCCUUUUGAUGAAUCACGGCAAUCCAAAACGCAUUGAUGUGUUUGAAUUCCAACCGAAAACUUUUCAUUAGAUCGUUUUAUUUUUCCAGUUUCAUUAGAAGUUAGGCGCAGACUUGUUCGCCAUUUGGGUUUAGGCUGAGUUGGAAAAAAAGAGCGUUAGGGAACCUUUUUCUUUAAUUAGUUUUGAUGACGUCAUUUUUAUUUUAAUUUGCCCAUUUGCAUUGCUCAUCAAUAACUGCUGUGCACACUUGUUCUUAUCAGAUCAAUUCUUUUCUUUAAUGGAAGUCGUUCAUUUUAAUCUGCGAAUCACCUUUUCGUUAAAUUUGCCGCCCCUCUAACUUUAGCCCAUUUGAAAAAAGGUUUAACAAUAAGAUCACCAAUCACCCUAGAUCAACCGUAGUUCGUUAUGGAUUGAAAUGAGUUGGAAACAUGUGAGAAGAGCUGGAUGAGCGUUCGUUUGGCGUAGUGUGAAUGCGGACUGCGCCGGCCGCUGUUCCUCGGCGUGCCGUCGGAGACCAGCUGUUCGUUUUCACAUUGUCUUCCUCUCUUCCAAAAACAUUUUGAGGACAAUCCCGUUAUCGAUUUCCUGAAAAGUUCUUGUUAUUAUGUUUUACUUCAGCUCAUCAAGAGGGUAUCAAAUAGAUUAAUUACAAGGACAAAAAAAAAUAUAUUUACAUAUUUCAUUCCAUGCGUAUGAUAUUAAGAGUAAGAUUAAAAAAAUUUUAAUGAAAGUGAGAUUAAUAAUUUCCUGUUGAAACUUUUUUUGUUAAAGCUGAAAAUGAUGCAGAAUUUAUUUUUUUAAUGCAUAGGUCGUUCUUUAAACUUUAAACUUUUUGUGAUUGUCAGCUCAAAAAAACUUUUUCUCAUCAAAAAAGCUGUGAUUCUCUGAAAGUUUUUACUGAGUUCUAAAAAUAGUUCUAGUCAGUUCUUCUUCGAUAGUUUGCUUUAAAUAUUAUAAAUUGAUAUUUGUCUGAGUUCAUUGCAAAUUUCAGUUAAUUUGAGGAUUUUCAGGCCCCUCUUGACCCGAGGAAUGGACAGACUGAGGAGGUCUCUGCGACUGCCACGACGCCGCGAACGAAGUUCCGAACGCGCGACUUCAGAACUGAGUCCUCAGGCUUCUGGGGGCAGCAAACAGGAACAGUGGCAACCUGACGAGAGCGCCGUCCGCGCCGGUCUUUGCAGCUUUCACGUCAAGGUUUUUUGAAUCUGUUUCUUUGCUUCUAUAUUCAAAGAAGGUUAUUUUACUUUGUGGUUGAGAACUUCCGGGAAAGUAGAACCGAAAACACUUUGAUGUGCCCGAUGAAGAUCCUGGAAGUAUCAUUUUGCAGAAAUACCUAGUUUUUGAGAGAGUAUGACUUUAGUCCUGCGAAAAUUCAUUAAAAUGUGCUGUAUUGAGAAAAUGGAGUCUCUAUUUCUCAAAAACCAGAAAGUUGAGGUUCCCAGUUUUUGAGAAUUGAGCGCUCAAAGUCUCGAACAGGCCUAUUUUAACUGCUUUUUAGGAUCAUCUUUUUUCGAGUCGUUCUUUCUCAGGAGCUAGGAGGUUAGUUGGGCAUACAGAGAUUCUCUGAAGUUUUUUUUUUGGGUACGUCAUUGAGCGUUCUGACCAACUUUCAGGAAACUCCUAACCGCAAAGUGAAAUGACCCACCGUUUUAAUAAGUCAUAAAUUUAACCAAAGUCAAAAAUCUAUAAAAUAAACUGCAUUCUCAAAAUCAUAAAAAAAUAAUUGUACAAUGUUUUUGUACAAUAAAUCGAACAUCUCGUCAUUUAUUUUCAUUUCAGACAAAACAUCUCAUUUUUAUUGACUUUUAGUAUCUGGGAGCCGUCGAAGUUUUUGAAUCUCGUGGAAUGCAGGUGUGCGAAGGAGCUCUCAAAGCUUUGAAGGUAAUUGUUCGGAAAAAAAAGCCUCAGAAACUAUUUAUUCUUCGCGGUUUAACUUCCAUCUCCUCGUUGAUAUGUUUCUUGAAGAAGGUUUUAGACGGCGAGAAGAAAACCUGUGAAAGCCGUUCUGUAUGUGUCAGGAGACGGUUUGCGAGUUGUCGACCAGGAAAACAAUCGCGGGCUUCUCGUUGACCAAACUAUAGAGAAGGUUGUCAUGCCGAAAACGCCAAGAAUUUCACGUUUUUCUUACGAUUUGAGGUAUCUUUCUGCGCCCCAGAUCGAAAUAACGCCAGAGGUUUUGCAUACAUUUGUCGCGAUGGGACUUCGCGUCGCUGGAUGUGUCACGGUUUCUACGCCACGAAGGAAACUGUGAGUUUUUCAACUUCCUCUGUACUUUUCAAACUUAUAAACUAUGUUGAACCGCUCGAAAGAAUUUCGUGAUAUUUUUAAAUCUAUCAUAUUGAAUUCUUGGAGUUUGUUGGACAAUAGUAUUAUCAUCUAGCGAAGCUUUUAGAUGAAAUUCUCGGAAAAGCCUUGAGAGAAACAAUUUUUUACCCAAACGCUUCUUUUUUUCUAUUUAGACAAAAAAAGCUAAAUAAUAUCGAAGUAAUUUGGACUAUUCGUUUCCCAAGAGACUAAUUAAAUGCUUCGUGAAAUAAAUUCAAGCUGUGGAAUCCAUAUUUUUGUGAUGAGUUUGUCAGGGAGAACGUCUUUCACACGCUGUCGGAUGCGCCUUCGCCAUUUGUCUCGAAAGAAAGAAGAAGCGCGACGACGAGAACUCUGCGGUCAACUCCGAAAAUGCGGUGAACGGGUCGCGAAUCAACGCCGACGCGGCUUUGAACCCGAACUGGGAUGACAAAUCGUUGGUUUCUUCAUAUUCCUCGGACUCAUUUCGGAUUUAUAGUUUGGACCAAGUUUCUCAAAGGACAAAUCCUGCGUACCAGUCUUUCAGGAAACAGAUUUCUAUAAGUGAGCGGUUACAAGUUGGUUUCUCAUGAGAAAGUAGUCUGUACCUUUUGAUCAAUAGGAUCCACAGUCGGCGAUAGUUAGUACGGCUCCGCUGGCGAGGAAUAACGCAAACUCAGAGGUUAAGACGAUCGCAAAACCUCGUCCGACGGCCAAUCCGGCCCUAUUCCUGAGACAGGUCUCGAGAUUAUAAAUACUGGCCUAUCUUUGCUCUGCAGGGAUCUCUGCGAGCUCCGGAUCCACCCAGUAGCAGUCACUUCGCCCGAAACUAUUCACUGAGAGGCAAUCCUGGGUCUCAGACUACAUCUUCCGCAAGAAUGGUACAUUUUCUUCUUUUUCUAAAAUCCUGAAGACAGUAGUCCUGAACAUUUUGAAGGUGAAAGAAAAAUUGUCGAGAUUAGUUGUGAAUUCAUAUUCAACUGACAACCCUGAACAGACAUCCGUGUUCCUAUUUUGGUUGUUUCUCAAUGAUUUUGGACCAAGUGACAAAGGUCAAUCGAGGUAUCCAUACCGUCAGUUAAUGAAGAGGAUACGCGCUGAGAUAGCGAUUAGAGUGUUAUCCGGCAGUAUACUUCUGAAGCUUCCUCGCAAGUUCAGAUGGUAUGGGGAUAGUAUCGGAGUGCACACAAAGAGUAGUGAAAUAUCAGAAAGUGAGACUCUGUAUCCUGUUUAUAAUUGAUCGUUAGCGAAUCGCGACUGAACCUGAGAGUGCACUUUUUUCGCUUUCUAUGUGGAUACGCAGGAGCUCCUACCUUGAAGGGAUAUUUUUUUGCACCUUUUUUUUCGUAACUAUUUGAGACAUAUUUUUGUUAGGAAAUGUUCUUUUAAAGGAUGUUGCCAAUUGUAUUUUAACGCAAAUUUGUUUUUUACAAAGCUUAUUAAUCUAAUUUUUAAGAUUUCUCCCUAAAAAAAUGCGUUACGAUAAAGCUUGAAAAUCGAUAAUGUUUCGAUGAAUAACGCAUUCCUGCCAAUAUGGUAGGCAUUAGAUGUGAUUUUUGUUCUUUUUGACUUCAAAAAUGAGAAUAAUAGAGAUGAAAUUAUAAAACUUUCAUUAAAUCAAAAAUCUCCUACCACCUAGCGUAGCAAUUAACAAAUUAGGCGCAGACUUGUUAUUUUUCACAUCAUGAAAUAUCUCUACGAUUCUCAUUUUUUCUCAGUUCGCUCAGCUUUGGUGUUUUUCUCUUUGUGCAUGUGACUGUCCAUAGUGACUCUAUUCUUUUUUUUGCAUAAUCUUGAAUUUUAAAAAGGCCUUUUGGUUGCUCUUUUUCUUUUUUCCGUUAUCGAAAGGGCCAUGCCAACCUUCCUGCCGGUUGAUAUGGACUACAUCCGCAUGGCAGUCCGUCGUGUCGGCGAACGAGCUCGCGGUGGCGUCUCCAGUCGCGUCCGCGACUUCCGCUUGAUGUACUCUAGCUCACGUCUCCGUUCCUACUGCCAGAUCGCCGAACGUGCCUCUGAAAUUGAUGGCCGCGAUGAGUAUUACCCUGCUUAUUUCCUGCCUUUCAAUGCGAAUCGCGAUUCUGACGAAGACUUCCUUAACGUCUUCUGUAAAGACAGAGUCUCCUGUCAGCAGCAACAUUCUGAGAUCGUCAUUGCAAAACUUUUCAAAAAAGUUUUUAUGUUUAAUUUGUGUUUCUUGUGUGUUUAAUUCAUCAAUACUCACUUAUUUUCCAGUCAGACACUAGUUCCGAUUAUCGGAUUUAUUCUUGCUCAGCUAUUUCAGGCAUUUUCUGUGAGGCACUAGAAGUUGAUUUUUUGAAACCCGUUUUUUUUUUUGUUUUAACCACUUUUUUAGAGACACUCAAAACUUCUGCGCUGAAAUAUAUUUUUGUUUUAACUUUCUACAGAGGCGUUUGUGGAUCUUCAUUUUUUUCUUAAAAUUUCUAGAAUUUCAAAAAGCAGUAUAAACUUGGAUAAAUUGAAUCUCAUAGGUCUCCAAUAAUUCUUUCAGAUACAUGGAAAGCCGCUGUAUAAUGAACCGAUCUACGAGGGCGACGAAGAUCCGCUCAACCUGGGACUUUCCAGCAGCGGCGUGGGCAGUUCGACACAAAUGACAAGUUUUUCGAAGAAUGGCCUCGAAGGGCUGGACCUCCUUUCGUGGGAGCUCCAGACUUCUGUCUCGGCUCUAAACGCCGUUCAGCAACCGUUUGCUUCUUGGAAUGGCUCUCCCUCCCAUGAAGUCCUUUCUUCAACGCGCUCUAACUCUUCUGAGAUACUGAGGCAAGCUAUUUGCUGAUUUUCUUCACUGUUAUUUUCUGUUUUCAGACUGAACGAAAGACUUGAUAAAAGCUGGACGAACUCCACGUUAAAGUCUAAGGCGGACGAGUGGCUGGAAGACGUUUUCCAGUCAGCUCUUACCAUUUCUCCUACAAACUCUGCAAAAGUUGGUCUUUAAUUUUCAGUUGUCUUUCAAAUUUAUAAAAGUCAUAUUUUUCAUUUAUCAGCCUAGAUCAUUGUUCUAUAUAUCCAUAUUUCGAUUCAAAAAAAUUUUUAUAACAUGAAAAAGUCCUAGUGCUGAAAAACCAUAUAUUAAAAAAAGUUUUUUUCCCUUAUAAUGAAACUUUUUUUGUCGGGCGUCAGAACUCUCAUGUAGCCAAAGAAAAAAAGAAAAAGCACAAAGGAGGUUUUAGUUUUAUUAAAAAAAUUUCUCAUUGUUGGGUUUUUUUCAGAAGUUUCCGAAUUCCUUCGCUUUUUUUGUUUUUUUAUUGAACCAAAUAAAUGCAAACAUUUUUUUCUUCUUCAGUGAAAUAUCUCUCAAAAAAAGCUUUUUUUAAUAUUUUUUUCCCCCUCUAGAUGAAGCUUCGAAUUGUCCUUUUUCGAAUGUAAAAAAGUUUUGAUUUUUUACAAGACUUAUUUAUUUCAUCAACUCAUUUGUGAGCAGAUUCUCAAAGAACUCGCGAGAGAAAAGUUGAUUUUGAAUUUUGAUUUUUUUUUUAGACAAAUUUUUAUUUUAUAGUAUUCUUGAUUAUCUCUUCGCCUGACUUUUAACAUGAGUUCAAGCCCGGUCGAGACGUUUUUGGAAUGAAAAUUUUAUUUCAUAAUACAUUUCCACUUUUUACUGUUUCCAUUUUUCAGACAAGUGUACAUUCGACACCAUUCAAUACCGCUGCGAACAAUUGUAAGAGAUUAAAUGAGGAGAAUAUGACUAAGUUUCUUCUCUCAGCUGUUUCUCGCUUGGAAGGCAGCGGUCCGCCGCCGUCGCAGCCGCCUCCGCCGCUUCCCAGUCGCCAGGCCGUUUCCAACGAUUUCUCCAAGUUGGAAUCUAAUGGAGCCGGUCGCUGCAACGCCUCGCCUUUCGAUCGAACCGUUUCUCAGAUCUCGGUUAGAGCUUAAAGUUGUCUUCUGUAAAAUCUGUGUCGCUUGCCAAACGGCUGUUAAAACGGUUCUUUUUUUUUUAAGAUAUAGAUUUCUAUGAAUACUCCGCAAAAUUUUUCUCAAAAUGUGUUUUGCAGAAGAUGGACGUCUUCGGACAGGCGGUCGCCUGGGACGUCGCUCCGACAGCUCCUGUUCCCAAGCCAGCCGAUCCUUUCGAUGUGCAGUGGAGCCGCGUCGCCGUCACCGACAACCAACGUCUCAUCUGA